Panicum hallii is the source of this 1335-nucleotide messenger RNA. Its product is annotated as zinc finger MYM-type protein 1-like. Bases 1 to 1335 code for a protein of 444 amino acids. NCBI's taxonomy places the organism in Eukaryota, Viridiplantae, Streptophyta, Magnoliopsida, Poales, Poaceae. The record is from RefSeq and is a predicted model, not a curated record. The transcript is spliced from 6 exons.
AUGUUGGUGCACUACUACGGCAACACUUUUCCAAUGUAUGAUGAGAAGUACCUCGAUAAGCCAGAAAUUGAUGGUUUAAGGCCGCCCGCAGCCCCGCGCGCCGCCCCGGAUCAGAAAGUAAUUAGCAUAUUGCCACUCGAUGGUGAUGCUUCCAAUCCAAGCUCUAGCAGAAAAGGGAAAAGAAAGUCACAAGAAAGAGAUCUAAAGAGCUAUUUUAGUCCAUUCGUAUCCAGUAGCAUAAACCCAAGCACUCAUGGAAGUGAAGUUGGUAAUGCCAUAAUAGAGGAGGAAGAGGUGGUGGAAACUCAUUUGGAGGACACCAAUACCAUAGGUCAACAGCCAGGUAGCAAUGAAAAUGAUCAAGGCACAAUAACUGAGUUCAGUCCGGAUUAUAUCAUUUCUGAUCCGGGGCUUCGGAUUCCAAUUGAGCAAUUUAGUCCUAAUAUUAGAGAUGAAAUUAGGAGGGCUUUCAUGGAACGAGGUCCAACUCAACCUAGUAGUCAUGUUUUUCCUAGAGGAGAAGAUAAAAGGCGCUUUCGAAAAGAAUGGUUUGAGAAAUAUAAUUGGCUGGAAUAUAGCUUGGUGAAUGAUAAGGCUUAUUACUUUUGUUGUUAUCUUUUUAGAAGAGUUGGUGUAGAUGAUGAUAAAUUUGGUUAUGAGGCAUUUACAAAAGAAGGCUUUAGGCAAUGGAAGAAUGCCUACUUAGCACUCCGUAAACAUGUUGGUGGCCCUAAUAGUGCUCAUAAUAGAUCAAGAGCGGCAUUUGAUGAUUUUGAUAAUCAAAGGGCAAGUGUAAAGGAGAAAAUUGUAGUUCAUACCAAAGAGGCACAAAAGAAGUAUGAAACCCGUGUAGAUACAUCUUUGGCUAUUGUAAGUUAUAUUGCCUUGCAAGGUGAACCGUUCCGUGGACAUGAUGAAUCAGAAACUUCAUUGAACAAAGGCAACUUUCUAGAAUUUCUUGAUUGGUACAAACUAAGAAAUGAGGAAGUGAGGCAGGCAUUUGAAUUUGCUUGUCCUAAAAAUGCUAAAAUGACUUCUGGAACAAUUCAGAAAGAACUUGCCGAGUGUUGUGCUCAAGCGGUUACCAAAGUCAUAAAAGAAGAGAUGAGUGGUUGUUUAUUCUCUAUUCUUGUUGAUGAAUCUCGUGAUAUAUCAGUCAAAGAGCAAAUGGCCAUAAUAGUAAGGUAUGUGAAUAAAAAGGGGCAAGUAGUUGAAAGAUUUUUGGGUAUCAAGCAUGUCAAGCUAACUACAUCAGAAGCAUUAAAGAGAGCAAUAGUGGAGGUUCUUAGUGCCCAUGGUUUAACUAUUGCAAAAAUACGAGGCCAAGGUUGGUAG